UUGCAAUUAAUAAUAAUGCCAAUAAAACUAGAAAGCGGAUUUCAAAAAUACUAUAUAUACAUUUAAAUAAUGAAUCAAUUAAUAUGUAUCGUGGUCAUUGUUUGCGCAGUUGCGAUUAUGGGGACUAAAUCUGAACCCAGGUUUUCGGGACCAGUGGGUGACUGUUUGGGACACAAACCUAGUUUUGGUGGCACAGAUAAUCAGCCAGGCAUAUGGCCUGUGACACAAAGUAACGGACACUUCACGGAUGCCAACGCCCAACGAUUCCCGAACAGUGACCCCGGAAAACGAAUUGCAAUCACGCCUUUCCGGGCCACCAAUCAGACCAUUUAUAAGCGGGUCGUGUGCACCGGCGGGCCCGUACAGGAGAUCCACGUGAACGCCACCUUUGAAUACGACACCACUUGCAACGGCUAUAAUGCGUGGGUGUCACCAUGGACAUACCAUGUGCUCGCUAAUGGACAACAACAGGACAUGGUGUUUGGCAACUUUUCUCAGUACUAUACAUACCUUAAUGGUAAUAUGUACGAAGCUCAUUUUGGACAAAUAACUUCCGGUCCCUGUGCUGGUGACACCUACUUCUCAGUCAAUGCAUACGUGGCGGACGACCAGUUGGGUUGCAGUGGACAGGGAUUGAAAUCAGUGUCCAUUCCCUAC
This is a messenger RNA of Oppiella nova, 657 nucleotides long. The record is from the annotation of a GenBank genome assembly. NCBI's taxonomy places the organism in Eukaryota, Metazoa, Arthropoda, Arachnida, Sarcoptiformes, Oppiidae.